Molecule: messenger RNA, 1150 nt
Organism: Pogona vitticeps (central bearded dragon)
Lineage: Eukaryota; Metazoa; Chordata; Lepidosauria; Squamata; Agamidae
Gene: CCDC172
Product: coiled-coil domain containing 172
Cellular component (GO): cytoplasm
Source: RefSeq, a predicted model, not a curated record
UAACAUGUAACCCCUCCCUCUAAUCUGAAGUGGUUUUGUCCAGGCUGACAUAAGAAUAUUUCUCCCAGUUUUGCCCACCAGCAGGAAUUGGGACAAGGGGAAAGUGUAUCCUGAGGAAGGUCAGAAGACCUGCUGUAUGGGGUGGCUGGCAGGAUUUCCUCCUCCUUGAAACUGGGCCCUCAUCAUCUUCCUGCCAUUCCUUAACAGAGAAAGAUACAAAAGAUUGACUGACCUCCAUUUCUUCCUCCCAAGGAGAGGCAGAGAGUAGAAACAUGAGCUUGGACGCCUUGUUUCAACAAAUCCUUCUGACAGAACAGAAAGCGGAGGAGAAGCGCCGCUUCAUGAACCAGGUUAAACAGGAAAUAGCACUAGGCCAUGAAAAAGUUAUAAGUAUAACAAAACAGUUGGAUGAAGCAAAAACAAAACUGGACAAUGAGGUUCAGUUGCUCUCCGAAAAGUUAUUUAACUUGGAGCUUUUGAAGAAAUGGGAAGAAAGCUUAGAAAAACAGAAGAGUGAACUUCUAAACCAGAAGGAUGUUCUGCUUGAAAAAUUUAUGACUACAAAGAAUAUAAUUGCCAUGGAGCAUGUGAAAUUUUUGAAAGAAGUUACAGACUUCAAUAAUGAAUACAGUUUAACAUCCAAUAGAGAGCAACUAAUUAAAAAAAGAGCUAAGGCUGAAAUAUGUGAAUUAGAAGAAAAAGAAAGCAUUUUGAGAAAUGAAAUAAAGUCAAUGGAGCACAAAAAUGCUGAAUUAAAAAUGUUUCAGCAGAAGAAGAAUGAAUUGAAGCAAGAUUUACGUAAUCUUCAGAAAAAGGUGCAAGAUCUUGAAAAUGAAAUAAAAGAAGCUAAAUACAACACAGAGUGUUUAGAAAUGGAAAAAAUCCAAAUGGCUGCAAAACCUCAGACAGAUCCAGAUUGUAUAAGACUUAAAAAGGAAUUGGAAAGUUACAGAGAAGAUGAAAUGGAAAAUGCCUGUGAGGCUCUUCAAACGGAAAUUGAAUUUCUGCAGAUGAAACUGUUACAAAAAAACCUUCACUCAGAUAAGUAACAUAUGGAGGGUUGAUUCAAAUGUCACUGAAACAAGUCUUUGUAGUAUUUGGAAAAAUGCUACUUUUGUAAGUCUUUGUUGUUAAAUCUAUCAUCCUCUAU